Molecule: messenger RNA, 4606 nt
Organism: Amblyraja radiata (thorny skate)
Lineage: Eukaryota; Metazoa; Chordata; Chondrichthyes; Rajiformes; Rajidae
Gene: tdrd5
Product: tudor domain containing 5
Exons: 16
Coding region: 60-2690 (876 amino acids)
Source: RefSeq, a predicted model, not a curated record
UGUAUUUAACAUAAAGGAAGUGGAUUUUAUUCCUUUUUUAUGAAUAUUGCAGUGUGAAGAUGUCAGAGCAGGAGCAGUUGCUGGAGGUUCUCAAGAAGGAGCUGCGGUCUCUGCUGAUAUCUGCCAAGAAUAGUUUGUCUCCUGCCGAGCUUGAAAAAGAUUAUCAGACCAUGAUGGGAAAGCGGCUGCCUUUGUGUGCUUUAGGUUACAGGUCUACAAUGGAGCUUGUAUCCAAUAUACCUGAUACAAUCAAAGUUCACUCGUGUGGAGAUGGCAGCAUUCUCUUGAAAGGUGUUGGUGACGAAACAACAAAAGGAAUUGAAGAGUUGGUAGCAAAAGCAAAGGUCUCCACCAAGACCAAACGUAACUUGAGAAAGACUAGAUAUGAACGGAAGCAGACUGCCCUGCCUAGAAGGUGCAAUACCAUCCCAAUUUUACCUGCUUUAGUGAAAUGUGAACUUCGAGAUCUGGUGGCAUCCUUUCCCUGUGGUGUCUUGCUGUCUGAUUUUGACAUGGCAUUUUUGAAAAAGUACGGAAGACCUUUUCAGUACACACGGUAUGGCUUUUACUCCUUGCAAGAAGUUCUUAAAGCAAUUUCGGAAGAUAUUGAGAUCCAACAAACACGCCAGGGUUCCCUCCUAUUGCUGAGAAACAGAAGCAAAGGAAGUCCUCUCACGCAAGGUAAAUCAUCCAACCAGUCCAUUCAGGCCAACCAAACCCAAUCAAAGGCGAUAACCAUGCAACCCAACCCCAACAAAUCACCUACAAAUAAACCUUUGAAUUGGGGAAGUAUGUCAGAAUCUACUUCAGACACAGAGUAUUUUGACAAAGGUCUGAAAAAGCUUGUCGAAGAUUUGAGGACGGUGCUUGUAGACAAAGGGGUUGGAGGGACCAUGGAUUCUGAAGUGAAGAAAAACAUUAAAUUUACUGUAGCACAAAGACCUGGUGGAUUACUGGCAUCCCAGCUUCCCCUGGAAUACAAGAAUAUUUUUGGAAUGGACCUUCCCUUAAAGGAACUGGGUUUCUAUAAUGUGACUGAACUUGUUGGCGCCUUAAACGACAUCUUCUAUGUGGAACGUGACUCCAUAAAUCACGACUGGCGAGUCUUUGACAACAGGCAUUCCAGUUCACUUCAAAACCAAGAGGAAUCACAGUUCAACAAAACCAAUGAAUUGCCGUGUGCAGAUUGGAAAAAGCCCAUUAUUGAAGAAAGUAUGGAGCCUGAGAAGGACAUUGAUAUUAAAACAAUUAGGUUGGAAAAGCUCAAAGAGACUUGUUCAUCAGAAUUUGAAAUUCCACCAGAUGCUGUACAGGAUGGAAUUCUCUACAAGCUACCAGAGCUGGAGGAAAACUCCUUUACAUGUGUGUUUGUUGAAAGUGUGACUUCACCCAGUCAAUUUUAUGUCCGUUCCUAUGGAGAAUGGACUGUGACGCUUGAAGAUCUGAUGAUUGAGAUAAGACGAUGCUAUUCGUUUGAGGAGGUUUCGGGACGCUAUGUGAUGCCAGAUUCAUUUAUUCAGCCAGGACAAGUGUGUUGUGUGCGGAAUCCUGAUGAUGUAUGGUGGUACCGUGUCAUUAUCCAUCAGGUGCUAGAUGAGAAACAGGUGGAGGUGUACUAUGUGGACUUUGGUGAUAUUUCUCUCGUAGAAAGAUCUGGACUGAGAUUCCUCAAAUGUUGUUAUUCAAAGCUUCCUGCCCAAGGAAUUCCCUCAACCCUUAUGUGGCUACAACCAGUUGAGGAUGAUUGGAGCACAGCUGCAAAAAGUCAGUUCCUGAGAUUUUGUGGGAAACAACCACUGGUGGCCUUGAUUUGUGGAUACGUUGAUGAUGUACUGCACCUUUUCCUUUGUGAUACGUCCACAGAUGAAGAUAUUUAUAUUAAUGAUGUUCUUACAAAAGCUGGCCAUGCUGUGCCUUGCCAUACAAACAACAUCACUAAGGGAUUUGGGCGAUUUAAUCCAACUGCCAGGUAUUUGAAAAAGUUGCCAUUAGAAAUGGAAUCUACAACAACACUACUUGAAAGCAAACCUGAACGCUCCAUAGCAGAAGGCCACAAACAUUUUGACAUCUCAGCAAGUGGGAACAAUAAACAGGAUUUUGAAUUGCAAGCAUAUGAUUUACCACAUCAGGAACCAUAUCCUGACUGCUUUGUACCGACAGUUGGAAAUUUUCCCAAAACAUUGACAACACCUGCACUGGAAUCAGCUGAGGAAGUUGAAUGCAAUGAACCUUCAAUGCCUGAUGAGACAAAGAAGAAAAAACAAUGGGAAAAAGAAAAACAACAAGACCAGAGUUCAGAUGCAAAGUUAAAGUCACAAGAUGAUUUUUACAUCUCAUUAAUUGACUCCAAGCAAUCCGCAGAACAACCCUGUGUUGAGGUUCAAAAUGUGCACGCCCAUCGAGAUAUUGCAGAUGAAUCUUUCAAGUCAGGGGAGGUUCAGCCCUGCAUAAAAACAGACACUGAGGAAGGUUUUGGUUACAUUUGUGAAAAGGAAUCCAUGCAGACUGCUACAGGAUUAUUGUUCAAUGAUGUCCAGAGGAAGUCUGCCCUGAUCUCGCCUGUGUUAUCAGGUCAGAGGGAAUUUCACUUGGCCGUCAGCUCUUCAUCUGCAGCGUUAGGUCCUUCUGCACGCAUGGCAGGAGCUCUUCACCGCUUAACAUGGCUGCCCGUAAAGAACAAAAACUUCUAAUCUUCAAUUAAUAUAAAAGAAAUUUACUACAUGAGGUGUGGAGAAAAGAGAAACGCUGUCUGCAAACCAUCAGCCUGCAGAGUGUCUUCCUAAACCUAGUUUUCUCCCCAAAGGACAUCUAUUGAACGUAAAUGACAGCAACAUAUGCUCAGUCAACAAAAAGUUUAUUUUCACCAGACAAAGAUAUCUGCAUGGAAGCCAUUGGUGGUCUUGAUUCAGUAUCACGCAGGUUCUUGAUUAUUUUUGCUUUUCUUUGCAUGAAGCGCAGUGGUCGUGGGUAUAUUAGACUCUUUCACUGGGAGUUGGCCUAAUUUUUCGUGUCCACAUUUUUGGAGUGAAUUGAUACUACCCAUUGAGCCACAGACGAUGCGUAUGUUCAUUUAUAAAGCUUUUUUUUUCUUCAAAUUCUAAGUGCUUCAGUUCCACAAAUUUGAGGUGUAACCAGAGUGGCAUGGUGGCGCAGCCCAUAGAGCUACUAUCUCACCGCUCCAGUGACCUGUGUUCAAUUGUAACUUUGAAUGCUAUCUAUGUGGACUCUGCACUUCACUGUUUGAUUUCAUGGGUUUCCUUUGGGCAUCUUCCUGUAUCCCAGACAAGCAAGUUGUUAAAUUAAUGGCCAUUGUAAAUUGUCCCUAGUAUGUUGAUGAAUGGUAGAAUCUAAGGGGAAUUAAGAGGAAUUUGAGAAUAAAAUAGAAUUAGUGUAAAUGUGUGCUUGAUGGUCAGCAUAGAUUCAGUGAGCUAAAGUGUCAUUUUCUAUGCUUAUUGCUUUGAUUACAUUAAUAGCAGCUGAAAGGUGACCAGAUUUUUCAUUUCAAUUGUUGGUUGAGAAAGGAAUUUACAAAACCUGGUAUGGGACCUUUUAUGUUUCCAGCAAUACAAUAUUGAACACAUUUCAAUAGAUGUAAAGUUCUAUGUUUUAAAGAGGAUUUGAAAAUAUAUAAAUGAAAAUAUUUCUUAAAGAGGUGAUAACAUCCUCUGAAGCUUUGGUGCUCGAGCUUUUGCCAUCAUGUGGCAAGUGUAAGUGAUAUGGACCCUUGCCACAAGCCCAUUUUUCACUGGGUUCCUUGUAUUUCAAAUUGCUGAUUCAGAUAUUCGUGAUCUGACUCAUUUUAUUCUGCAGCAUUUAAAAUCAAUAUUUUCUGAAUUGCCAGACCCACAAAAUCUAAAUGUGAAGCUGCAACUAAGCGUAAGUGGAUAUGGGAGUGAUCUGUGAUGCAGACUGAAUGCUCUCGCAUGGGCUGCAACAAAUGCAUAAUCGUCACAACCUCGACAAAUCUGGUGAUUUUAUAUGCUUUAGAAUGUUUUUCCUCUCCAAUGGUAGAAAGUAUGUAGGAUCUGUAGAGUGUUAAAGUGUAACGUGUGAUUAACAUUUUUUUGAAAGGAUAUUUCACUGCAACUUCAGCAAAAUGUAUAAAAUUGAAGACAAAAACAUUCAUUUUAUUAAUACUAUAAAUGUCUCAUUUUGUAUUGGGUUAGUCAUUCUCUGCCAGUCCACUAUCAGGAGAAUUAUGAAGAGUGACAGAGCUGAUAGACCAUUGUUGAUUGAUUUCUGCAGGAAAACCUGGCAUCAUUUGUUAAACGUUCUUGCAUGAAAAGUGUGAGGUGAUGAGCAUUGAAAGGAUAGAAAUUUGAGAGUUGUGAGGCUUGAAAUAAGAUGCAGCGAUGAUUUUAAAGCUGUAUUUCAUCAGCUAGGCUAAUUUUGUUACUCGUGACUAUCCAAUUACAUUACUAAUUUCAAUCAUUUUCUAUCAAAUGGGCAUCGUCUGGCCGCGCGGGACCGGUCCCACUGUGAAGCGCGGAGGGGUACGUAGUUAUGCGCGAUAUCGCGCGUCGCUCCAAAAUUUUGUAGCGAACGAAAUCUUCGCGCGUCAACGGCCUGUCGCGUAACUGACGGCCAAAGUGGGACAGGCCCAAGA